Pongo pygmaeus (Bornean orangutan) is the source of this 3097-nucleotide messenger RNA. RefSeq lists its product as uncharacterized. Lineage: Eukaryota; Metazoa; Chordata; Mammalia; Primates; Hominidae. The record is from RefSeq and is a predicted model, not a curated record. The transcript is spliced from 3 exons. The coding region runs from base 14 to 766 and encodes 250 amino acids.
CUGCCGUGAGCCCAUGUGCAUGCUGCGGAGGCCUCCUGUGAUUUUAGGCUCUUCUGUAUCAGCUUGCGGACCUGCUUUGUUUCUGCCUUGGAGGACCCGGAGAAGGGAGCUCAGCCGCCUGUUGCACGCUGGAGGCUGGAGCCUUGCAGCACCGCGGCUCGCCUCGCCUCGCUGCAGCAUUGGUGGUGGCGAGGGAGAAUGUAGCGCGUGUCGGAGUGUAGGAGGGCGGCCAGAGAGAGAGUCAAGGCUCCAGAGGGUGAACUUCUCCUGCUCGUGUUGGAGCGUGGCGGGUGCACAGAGUUUUCGUGGCAAUUCUCUGAGCACAGCAGGGCCCCCACACCCAUCGUGGUUCCCCGGCCCUCUUCCUCUUGUUCGUGUUGCGGAGACCAUCCGGGACCCCCGAGCAUGGAAUAGUGGGCACCACAGGGGCUCAGGGCCCUGUGGGUGGCGGAGUCACAGUGAGAACCGGUACUUGGGUGGGGAGGACUGGCUGGGUCGGAGUUUCUGCUGUUCCUACUCCCCAAAGAGCGCCGGGCACUGUGGUGUCUCCAGUCCCCAUCCCAGAGUUAUUUGGCUUUGUCCACCCAGGCGCUCCGAGCCAGGCUGGAGAAGGAGGUGGAGGAGAAGGUUAUCUAUGGUGAACCGGAGACGAGUUUGCAGAUGGCACAGUUCUGCGGCUCGCCUUCUGCGGUUGUGGUGGCGACGGCAAUGGAGACUGCAGCUCGACAGGAGCGGUAGAAGGGCGCCCGUGUUGGCUAGGUGGUAGGAGCCUUGUAGGGUGGGCCGGUGGAUGGAAGGUGACAGCGCAGCGCUGGUUGUGUUGGCGUCGGCACUAAUGGUGGCGGCAGCAACAAAUCUAGGGCCUGGGAAGGGGGAGUGGGGAGUAGGAGCGCUUUGGGGCCUAGCCCGGCCUGGUAUAGGUAGGAAGCUGCCGGUUCUGUACCGCAGCCCUCGGUGACAGGUGGCGGCAUAGCCAGGGCAAGGAGGAGUCCUCUCUUUUCUCCUGCAGUCUCUGGAGGGUGCCCUCCUCCUGCUGGCACCUGAGCCAGCUGUGAGUGUGGCAGCAUUGCCUCAUUCUUAACAAAAUUUAGGGGUUGACUAUUUGUGUAUUUUUUUGCUUGUUUUUUGUUCCGAUAGUCUUGGAUUUUUUUAAUUUCAUGAAUCGGGGAGGGGAAAAAAGGUAUCAUAACGAGCCUUCUAAUUCUUGCAUCUGUUCUUUUUCCUUUCUUCCAGUCUAAUCUUAUCAUCAUCAUCAUCAUGUUCGUCUUCAUUUUGUUACGCUGCAGCUUCUAUUUCUUGUUUUUAUGCUUGUUUCUCAUCAUCCUUUUGUUUCUUUAUCCCAAGGAAUGGCCUUAACAAACAAAAACUGAGUUAGAAACUACUCGUCACUGUGUUGUAUUUUUAAAAUAAUCAGCCCCUUAACUUUGGAGCCGGUGGGGAGAGAGAUUGAGAGGGUGCGAGUCACCUCUGGAAGGCUGGGAUUUGUUUUUACUGGGAAGAAAAUAGGUUCUUUGUCAUCACAAGCCUUGUGUGACACCAGCAGCUCCUCUUCGCCCCACUCUCACAAACCACAGCACCCAGACUGGUGAGUCCAAACACACAUGCACACAUAUACACACAUUACAUUCAUGUGCACACAUGUUCAUGUGCGCAUAUAGAUACAUGCUCAUAUACUCAAGAUAGACAUUCACACGUGUACACACAUUGCACACUUGUGUGUGCACACACAUACAUAUACAUGCACACCCAUACAGGCACACACACUCACAUAUACGCAUUAACAUUUCCUGUUUAACGUUUUCUGUUUGCCCCUGGUGAAACGAGUGCCAGAUGAUACUGCCCCACCAUUGUGAUGCCAUCAGUAGGCAGACGCGGGGAAGUUUGGUCACAGCCAUGGUGCCAGGUUUUGAACUCAGCCUCUGAGCUGAGCCUGGAUCCAUGGACCUUUCUCAAUGUCCCUCUGCUGACUCCACACCCCAUCCCCAACACCAGCCCCCCGUGGAGAGUCGGAGGGUUAGGGGCUGUGUGUGCAAGUGGACAUUAUUGUAGAUGCUUCUGUAAUGAGGACGUGCAGGAGGAAUAAAGAAUUUCUGUGUUAAACACUGUUAGCCUUCCUCUGCCGUUUAGCAAAAAUCCCAAGGAGAGGAGAGUGAUGACGGGACAGAAAUAGGAGUGAGAAACAGGAAGAAUGGACAAGAUGAUUAGAAGGCUGAACGAAGGAGAGAGCAAACUAAGAUGAGAAAAAGCACUGCAGAAAACAUUCUGAAGGAGAGAGAAGGAGGGGCAGAUGGGGAAACAAGGAGCAGGUGGAGAGAGAGAUUCAGAGGGUGCGAGUCACCGCUAGAAGGAUGGGAUUUGUUUUUACUGGGAAGAAAAAAUGUUCUCUGUUAUCGCAAGCCUUGUGUGACACCAGCAGCUCCUCCUCGCCCCACUCUCACAAACCGGCACCCAGACUGGUGAGUGCAAACACACAUGCACACACUUACAUACACGUGUACAGUCAUGUGCACACACAGAUACUAACAUGCUCAUAUACUCAAGAUACGCAUACAUUCACAUGCACACAGACACGUACUCACAUGCACACGCGUGUGCGCACAUACACACUCACAUGUACAUGCACACCCAUACAGGCAGGCACACACACGCUCACACACAUUAGCAUUUCCUGUUUAACAUUUUCUGUUUGCCCCGGGUGAAACUGAGUGCCAGGAAAUACUUCCCCACCAUUGUGAUGCCGUCAGUAGGCAAGCUGGGGGGAGUUUGGUCACAGCCAUGGUGUCAAGUUCUGAAGAGGUUUAUGCUAGUUUGGGUUUCUUAGCAUGAGCUAGAUCUUCCCUGACAGUGGCAUCUGGCCCCAGCUCCAUGCAGUCCUCACCAAGUCGUGUUGCCUGUGCAUCCUGUUUCAUCUUCCAAAGCUGGCUUCAUCAGUGGCCUGUGAAGUUGGCUGCAGAAUCAUCGAAGUGUGGAAAUAGAGAUCAGAACUUUACAUAAGUGUAUUUUAUCUAACUUUUUAAAAUUCCCUAUUUUUUGUAUAUGUUUAAUAAUGUUUAUAUUAGUGGAUUUGAGCAUUUAAGUGAUCAUUAAAAGUACAAUA